GUAGGGGCCACCAGUAGCCAGCAUCCCUAACACCGUGAGCUAUCGCUGAGGAGCCAUCUACAAGGUUCCAGAACUAUGAGCAGAACCUACCGCCAAGGAACUGACAUGAAGAACAUCUAAGAGUGCCUGGGACCCAAGAACAAACCCCUUACACAAAGCUCAUUCGGAAGGCUGUGCUGCAUUUAUAUUCUCUGCAUUCAUUGUGAGAUCUAUUUAAACCAUAAGAAAUGGACUGUGGGGUUUGGUUUGGCUUUUCUGUGAUCAAACAUACACUUUCAUCUGGUGUCAUUUUGAGUUUGGCCAUUCAGCUAAGCUUCUCCCAAAUGACUACUGCUUCUAUUAAGGAAGACACCAAUGACAACAUCACCAUAUUCACACGAAUACUUGAUGGUUUGUUGGAUGGAUAUGACAACAGACUUCGCCCUGGGCUUGGAGAGAGAAUAACUCAGGUGAAAACAGACAUCUAUGUAACAAGCUUUGGACCUGUGUCAGACACGGAAAUGGAGUAUACCAUUGAUGUAUUUUUCCGUCAAAGUUGGAAAGAUGAACGUCUUAGUUUUCAAGGACCUAUGCAUCGUCUCCCUCUUAAUAACCUUUUGGCUAGCAAAAUAUGGACCCCUGAUACUUUUUUCCAUAAUGGUAAAAAAUCAAUAGCGCAUAAUAUCACCACCCCCAACAAACUACUACGUCUUGAAGAUGACGGCACAUUGCUUUAUACCAUGAGGCUGACAAUUUCAGCAGAAUGCCCCAUGCAGCUAGAAGACUUCCCCAUGGAUGCUCAUGCAUGUCCUCUCAAAUUUGGAAGCUAUGCAUAUCCUAAUUCUGAACUGAGGUAUGAGUGGACUAAUGUCACCCACAAGUCGGUGGUUGUUGCAGAAGAUGGCUCUCGUCUAAAUCAGUAUCAUUUAAUUGGACAAACUGUAGGGACAGAAAACAUCAGCACAAGCACAGGUGAAUAUACUGUGAUGACAGCACAUUUUCAUCUGAAAAGAAAAAUUGGUUACUUUGUUAUCCAAACUUACCUUCCAUGUAUAAUGACAGUCAUCUUGUCACAAGUAUCUUUUUGGUUAAACAGAGAGUCUGUGCCGGCUCGGACAGUGUUUGGUGUUACUACAGUCCUGACUAUGACAACACUCAGUAUCAGCGCACGCAACUCACUCCCAAAAGUUGCAUACGCUACUGCAAUGGACUGGUUUAUAGCAGUAUGUUAUGCCUUUGUCUUUUCUGCACUCAUUGAAUUUGCAACUGUGAAUUAUUUUACCAAACGAAGCUGGGCAUGGGAUGGAAAGAAAGCGUUGGAAGAAGCUAAGAUAAAGAAAAAAGAACAAGAAUCUUUAGGAAGAAAACCCAUCAAUACUUACGGAGGAGGGAGAAUAUCAUACACGCCAAAUAUUUCUAAGGAUCUGACCACCUCCGUUAUCUCUAAUGCCUCCUCCAUCCAUAUGAAAACUGCUGAAGAAAAAAGUGCUGAAACUAAAAAGACUUAUAAUAGUGUCAGCAAAAUUGAUAAGAUGUCGCGGAUCGUUUUUCCUGUCAUGUUUGGAACAUUCAACUUGGUAUAUUGGGCUACAUAUUUGAACAGGGAACCUGUCAUCAAAGGAGCUGCUUCCUCCAAGUCCUCUCCGGUAUUGCCAAUACAUAUCUAAGCCAUAUAUCCGCUAUUGACUAUACCAACGAUAACAAUAGAUUUCAAAGACUUUCCUUAUGUGUGCAAUCUUCUUGCAUGGUUUGACCACUCAAUUGACUCAAAUUUACUCAUUUGAAUAUAUGACCCAAUAUCUUUGAAGAAAGAAAUUCUUACUGUGCCAAAAACACUUCACCAUGGGCAUAAUUUUCUGAUUUAUUUAAUAUGUUGUGGAUUGUUUUGAUGUUUCAGUUUUGGGAACUUCCCAG
Messenger RNA from Spea bombifrons (plains spadefoot toad), 1893 nucleotides. It is a transcript of the gene GABRA5, whose product is annotated as gamma-aminobutyric acid type A receptor subunit alpha5. Gene Ontology annotation, cellular component: dendrite membrane; GABA-A receptor complex; synapse. Gene Ontology annotation, biological process: nervous system process; gamma-aminobutyric acid signaling pathway; chloride transport. Bases 228 to 1646 code for a protein of 472 amino acids. Lineage: Eukaryota; Metazoa; Chordata; Amphibia; Anura; Pelobatidae. The record is from RefSeq and is a predicted model, not a curated record. Gene Ontology annotation, molecular function: transmitter-gated monoatomic ion channel activity involved in regulation of postsynaptic membrane potential; GABA-A receptor activity; GABA-gated chloride ion channel activity. The transcript has 10 exons.